GGAUAAAUCAAUAAAUAUCGCCUUCAUUACCCGCACCCCAAAUUCCGAAAACCUUGAAUUAAGCAAAAUCUACCAAUGGCUGAAGCCAUAAUCUCCAAACUCUCAUUUUUACUCUCGAACCGUUUCCUUAACUCCUCCUCUUCUACUUCAACUUGGUUGAACCCAUCCCAGUGCAUUGUUAGCCGGUCUGGUGUUCGUUAUUACUCCCCACUGAAGAACUCUGGUUCCAAGCAGCAAAUAAUCCUCUCUUGUAGUCAACAUGACGUUCUCCAAAGUCAAGAAGAAGCAAAUAAGAAGAUACACAAUGCAUCACCUAGACAAUAUGCUGGUGUUGGAUGCGAGACUGAUCAGGAUACCUUAAAUAACCUCGGAGGUGAUUGCAGAAAGAAGAGGUUUUUCGUCUCUCUAAUCCUGGUUGCUGUGGCUUCUGAUUUCCCAAUGACCAAUAACUCCAUCAACACAAUGGCUGCUGCCCAGGACAACCAGCUCCAGCAAACACUAGAGACAGAGAGGUACACAGACGCCAAUGAGGGUUUCACUCUCCUCAAGCCUUCUUCUUGGAUGAAGGUUGAAAAGGCUGGGGCAACAGUUUUAUUUGAGGAUACUAACAAGAAGAACAACUUGGGUAUUGUGGUUAGCCCGGUUCGCCUCUCUUCUUUAGGUGACUUUGGAAGUCCCGAAUUCGUAGCAGAUAAGCUCAUCCAAGCCGAAAAACGCAAGGAAAGUAUAAAGGAUGCUAAAGUCAUUGGAGUUGCUGAGAGAUUAGGACAUGGAGGCCUACAAGUGUAUGAGUUUGAGUACAUGUUGGACAGUGCUAGAGGAGGAGUAAAGAGAAUAUUCUCAGCUGCGUUUGUUGCUUCAAAGAAGCUCUAUCUCCUUAAUAUUGCUUACACGGAUCCACCUGAGAAUCCUCUAAAUACCAGCAGCAAAAUGAUUCUGGAACAAGUUCUUCACUCCUUCGACACAGCAGCAGCAGUAGAAACCAUGUAGGCAUUGUGGAGACCGUUAUUUUGGUCCACACACCUUCACCCUCAUUCACGCCACUUUAAUGCCAUGAGGUUGUAGUUUUCUCACAUAUGGUGGUUUAGUACUUCAUGCUUGAUGGGGUGGGACUGAAAAUAUCAGGACAACAAGUAUUGGAGCAGUUGUAGAAGGUUUGUGCAUCACAAUCUAGGUAUGUUCACAUCUGCGUGGAUAUGGACUUCUCAACAUGGUGGUUUUGCUAUAAGUGUCAGUUCUCAUUCGAUAUCAUUAAAUAUCCUAAAGUUCUUGGUCUCGUUAGAAUACGAGCGUGGUGCUUAAUUCGAGCAAGAUAAUGGGGAUAUCAUUAAGGAGAAAAAGCGGGUGGCGUAAGAGCGUAUGUAGACUGUAGUGCUGCUUGUAUGGCUUUAAGUUUGGAAUAAUUAUUUGCCAGACAGUUUGUGUUGGAGUACAACCCUACAUGCUAUGGACCCUUCAUUAUCUACAACAUCAUCUAUCGUGCGUUGUAUGGUAAUGCCAUUCCCCUGUUAGAAAACAGGCACCAAAGUGAAGUAGCACCUACAUAACCAAUGGUUAUUGUUACAAAAUUUGGUUUCUCCAUAAUAGGUAUGAAAUUAGUUACUUGGUUGAAGAAAUGUGAACGGGUAGGCAAUGUAGUAGUAGGUUGAAAUAUUUCUGUGUGUGGAUAUACUGGUUCUUUUGUAAAAAAUAUUAAGAUAUCCUAAAAUGAUAUUCUCUAAAGCCAUCAUCUGCUCUUUG
This is a messenger RNA of Papaver somniferum (opium poppy), 1740 nucleotides long. Its product is annotated as psbP domain-containing protein 2, chloroplastic-like. Gene Ontology annotation, biological process: photosynthesis. The transcript is spliced from 8 exons. Bases 76 to 990 code for a protein of 304 amino acids. Gene Ontology annotation, cellular component: photosystem II oxygen evolving complex; photosystem II; extrinsic component of membrane. Lineage: Eukaryota; Viridiplantae; Streptophyta; Magnoliopsida; Ranunculales; Papaveraceae. Gene Ontology annotation, molecular function: calcium ion binding. The record is from RefSeq and is a predicted model, not a curated record.